AAAAAAAAAAAAAAAGGAAAAAAGACAGCUCUUGUACAGAGUAUCUAUCCAUCCAGGAGUGUGCCUCCUGCCUCUCGCUUUAGCUGUUGUCACUCUUAUUUUGUCAGUCGCUUCCGUACGGAAUAGCAUCGUCCGUCGAUCUGCGGGUAUUCGUCCCAAGUUCGCUCCUUUCCGGAUAUUGGCCCUGUCAGCAUUAUUAUUUUCUCAAGACGAUACGCCAAGGAAUGGCAGUCUGAGGACAGGCGACGGGUUUCCAAACUGGCUAGAAAGCGAGAAUCUUGACAUAUAUUCAGCCAUGCCUCCGAAAAAACGGGACGAUAACUGGAUUGACGGCCUGCGGGGCGUUGCGUCCUUCGUUGUUGUCACGGGCCACCUCUGCACAGCGUUCGUGCCAUACCUUCAUUCUCCCGCCCUCUCCGAAAAUGGGCCCAUGUCCCUCUGGCAGCUUCCCAUCCUCAGACUAUGUGUCGGUGGCCGAGGUGCCGUCGCCGUCUUCUUCAUAAUCACCGGAUUCGUUAACUCAAUAAACCCGGUGAAAAAUGCACGCAAUAAUAACACGCAAGUUGCCCUGACGAACCUGGCCCGGAGCUCCUUUACGCGCUCGGGAAGACUGGUGAUUCCAACGAGUAUUGCUACGAUAAUAGGGUGGUUCCUAUGUCAAGUUGGAGCGUUUAAGUUGGCUAAGCGGGCUGAUGCCGGCUGGAUAAUGAACGGCGGACAUGAUCCCGAUCCUCUGGGCGAGUCUUUGGUGAAAUUAUUUAGGUCCCUGACCAUCUACUGGAGUUCUGGCGGUGGAGAAUAUGAUGCGACAAACUGGACUUUGGUCUAUUUCUUGCAGGGCUCGUUCCGGGUGUAUCUGGCGUUGCUGGCUAUGACUUUGGUUACUGCGCGAUUCUGGAGGAUUAUCACUGCGUUCCUGUAUGCGUACGCCUGGAUUACCGGUGAUUACCUGGUUGGUAUCAACCUUUAUGCGGGUAUCUUGCUAGCCCAGCUACAGGUCGACUACGGUUCUCGUGCUACAAAUAUACUCCCUAAGGUUGUUCCGAGCAUUCUCAUGAUCUUGGGCCUUUUCUUUUGGAGUUUCCCGCAAGAGAAUCCCCACUGGGCGCCCUGGUCCAAGAUCAUGAGGGAUUCCUUCGUUGCAGUCACACCACUUUACACCGACACCAGUCGAUACUGCGUCUCAGUCGGCAUCACGUUAUUGAUGUUGGGCAUAUUUUUCUCGAAGAACGCCCGCAAGUUUUUCACUUCACCAGUCCUGAACUUCCUCGGCCGGGUAUCUUUCCCCGUGUACCUCCUCCACAACACGAUCAUUCGCACCGUCCUUGUCUUAAUGGUUUAUGGUCCCAACGUAUCCAAAACCCCUGCCACAGACGACAAAGGAAACCCCACCAUCGUGAAACGCAUCAGUCCGAUGAGCUUCCUUUUCGUUCUUCCAGUCUUUUACGCGAUUUUAUAUGUAAUUGCCUAUCUGUGGACCGUAUACGUCGACCCUCUUUGCGCCAAAAUGGUGGAUGCGAUGAAAAAUAGAAUGUUUGUGGAGGAACAGAAACCGCAGGAUAAAGUGGUCCCAUUGACGCAAGUUGCAUAGAGCCUCUCCGUCGAAGUAGAAUAGGGGCACGAUUUCAUUCUUUGGACGAAUAACGCCUUGGCUGACUCGGGAGUCCUAGCGACUCGUACCUUUUUCGAAAAUUUAUACCUCUAGAUAUAAACGAAAGAUCUUACGGCAGACCUGGCCAGCACCCUGCAUAGCACUAGCCAUCUUUGUUGCUUCCCCUCAAUCACACAGUCAAUUCAGGCUUUUAUGUCUACCCUGCUACACACAGCAUUUGGGUAUAAGCGUAUAGAGCAUUUACCAUCAUCUCCUUUCCAUAUUUCUUUACUUUUGUGUACCUCUUUCCCCUAGUCUCUCCCGCGGAUUCACUCAAAGCCAAGACUGCAAUCUACUCUCCAAUCUUAAGUGCAUGGCGGCUGCAAACAAUUUCUUGUUUCUAUAUUUUCUUUCUCUUCAAAUGGUCUCUGGGAAUUUUUCACUUGGGUUAACCUUUGGGUGUUAAUAUGUUAAGCGU
Coccidioides posadasii C735 delta SOWgp is the source of this 2069-nucleotide messenger RNA. RefSeq lists its product as uncharacterized. Lineage: Eukaryota; Fungi; Ascomycota; Eurotiomycetes; Onygenales; Onygenaceae. The record is from RefSeq and is a predicted model, not a curated record. Gene Ontology annotation, molecular function: acyltransferase activity, transferring groups other than amino-acyl groups. Gene Ontology annotation, cellular component: membrane. Gene Ontology annotation, biological process: polysaccharide biosynthetic process.